AUGAAGACAAGACCCCAAUUUAGAAUACAGACUCAAACCAUCUUGCCUUUUUUCCUGAACAGGGGCCUGUUCGGCAGCACCUUCAUCUUAAGCAACGUAUGUGCAUUGAUGGAGCUUACCUGGUGCCAAGAGAGUAGUGAGAGGCAUGGAAAUAAGGUGUGUGUGCAGAGAGAGCUCUGGAAGAAUGUUGCUUCAAGCCUAAGCAAUCUCAGUGGAAGUAUUUCUGUUUGCUCUAUGUUCCUCCUUGCAAUCUCUGCACCUAAUCUAAGUACCCGCACUCAGGAGAUGGAAGCAGAGGCGUAG
Molecule: messenger RNA, 303 nt
Organism: Rangifer tarandus platyrhynchus (Svalbard reindeer)
Lineage: Eukaryota; Metazoa; Chordata; Mammalia; Artiodactyla; Cervidae
Source: the annotation of a GenBank genome assembly